AAGGGCGGCAGGGAGGGGCAGCUGCCCCCUCAAUCAAUUAAAAAAAUGCAUAGCAAACUGAGGUUCUGCCCCCGCUAACAAAAACCCUGGCUACAUCCAAGCUCUUGCACCAACUAACCUGUCCUUUCUCCAUGGUUUCCAGUGAGUGGACAUCUGUCUUGCCACCCCCCACCCGCCCCCCGUCAAGCUUUGUGCUCGCAGUAUCUCAUCUGCUUGGGUGGAUCAGUGUUGCGAAAAGGAGCGAGGGUUGUUUGCUCCAGCUGAGGCAAAGCGACAUCCGAUCUAGCAGGGCGAGAGGGGAGUGUUUUGUCGAGAGUUGUCUGUCACCAAGGAGAAGAGAACAGGACUUGGAAGAAGGAAGCACAACAGACCAGAGACCUGGCCCUGCGAAAGAGAUUCUCCCUCUUUUUACGGAUCUUGCACCAGAAGUUCUGCAAAUCCCCGAAGGAUGUGUGUGUGUGUGAAUAUGUUCGAGGGCGUAAGAUAGGAGGAUAUCAGAUGCUCGUGGUGUAAGGGGAAUCCAAUAGUUGCCUCGUGGAGCAGUGGUGGACCAACGAGGGACGCUCUGCUCUUGCCAGAAACGAGUUUUGAAACAAGGACAAGCUGAUGAUGGGCCACCAUUAAUGGUGAGGAACAUGAGGUCAUGAGAUGGGAGAUCUUAGGAAGUCAUUUCAGGAGAAGCUCCCGCCUCACCAACAUUUUGACAAGACGAUCCAGCCAUGCUGCUGUAGGGGAUCAAAUGUAUCUCUGGUUUCUGUGAGAACUGAUGGAGGAUGGAGCCAAAGUCUGCCUUGAAAAUAUAACUUUGAGGUGGAUUUGUUUUGAUGUCACAGGUGGUUGGGAGUGGUUCAAGGGAUGGGUUGAUGAAUGGCAAGGAGAGAGUUUUUAAGGUUGCUGAGCAGAUUUUGUACUGAGUCCCCACCACCACCAGCGCUUGAAGAUGUCCAGAAUCCAGGAGGCUCGUAUGAGGAGCAUCCGCCCAUACAAGACUGGGGAGCAAUACCUUUAUGCCAUGAAAGAGGACUUGGCCGAGUGGCUGAAGGAACUCUAUGAUGUGGACAUCAACGUGGAGUUCUUCUUGGAAGCCCUGGAGACAGGGGUCUUGCUCUGUCACCAUGCCAACAGCAUCACCCAAGUGGCUUGGGACUUUGAGCAGAGGUACCCGGGUCUGAGCCACAAGCUGCAGCUGCCCACCUGCGAAGUGACUUGCAACGACUUUGCUCAGCCAGGGACCUUCCAAGCCAGGGACAACGUGUCCAACUUCAUCCAGUGGUGCCGGAAGGAGAUGGGCAUUAAAGAAGUCCUGAUGUUUGAGACGGAAGACCUGGUCUUGCGCAAGAAUGAGAAGAACUUUGUCCUCUGUCUCCUGGAGGUGGCCCGCCGAGCCACCCGCUUUGGCAUGAGUGCCCCCACCCUCAUCCAGAUGGAGGAGGAGAUCGAGGAGGAGAUCCGCGAGGACCUGAACCUGCCGCCGGAAGAGACCCCCCUCCCAAGGGCCCAGAGGAAGCCGGCCAAUUUCAAGAACCUCGACCAGAUGGUCCAGUGUCUCGUCAGCCGUUGCACCUGCCCGGUCCAGUUCUCCAUGAUCAAAGUCUCGGAAGGGAAAUACCGCGUGGGCGAUUCAAACUUGCUGAUCUUCGUCAGGAUCCUGCGGAAUCACGUGAUGGUCCGAGUGGGCGGUGGCUGGGACACCCUAGAGCACUACCUGGACAAGCAUGACCCCUGCCGGUGCACCUCGCUCUCUCACAAACAAGCCUUGAGGGCAGGCAGCCCGCAGAAGAUGCAAGCCACGCCGGUCCAACACGAAAUCACAGCCCGCUUAACGCCCAGGAAAGACAACCCCAAGCCCCAGCCUGCAUUGAUUGUCUCCCGAUCCCAAAGCCCGCUGCCCCCAGUGGAGUGGAGGACCUAUACUCCUAACAGCCCUGGGUGGAAGACUCUGCAGCGGUCACCUCCGAGCAACGGUGGUGGAGGUGUCAGCAGCAGUAGGAAAACCACAGCUUUGCUUAUCUCCCCGGAGGUCUCAGAACAUCGGAGAGUCCCUUCCGUCAGGGCAAGGUCAGUGACUCCAACCCGGAGGCUGCCGGCCCCCGAAGAGAGACCCGCAUCUAAGCCAACUCUCUCUAUGUGGAGCAGAAGAGAGGCAUGCCCUGUCCUGUCCCAGCUGAACGGAAGCACAGAGAACACCUCGCCCGUUCGGAAAUCUGUCUCAGAGGCACAUCGCGGAAGAUCUCCUGCCAGAAUCCCAACGCCAACACCUUACAAAGAGAAACCAGAGAGGCCAGCGUCGUCCAGAGUGGCUGCACCGAGGGCUCCAGUGACCCGGCCUCCAGGAAGGUCCCAGCCUGAAAUGAACGGCCCGCAGACCCGCUCUUCCAGUCCAGCCAAGCACUUCCAGGCCCCAGUGGAAAGCCCUGCAAGGCUGCAAGGUGGAGUCACCGUACACAGCUGGAGUAAGGACUCAAUAGCGUGGCGAUCACCCUCCUCAGUAAAACACGCAGGUGUGACUCAGAAAGAAGACAGCAGUGCCAAGACCUCCGGAAGAGUUGGCCCAACAUCAUACAGGCUGCCAACAAUUGGUAGCAGCUACCAAGAGGCGUUCUGUUUCAGAAAUGGGGGUAACACCCUGGGCAAAAACCAAGGCAACCUGCCCAGGAAAGAGCUUUGCAAGGGCAGGACCCCUCUUCUGAGAGAACAGGGCAAGGCUGUCAGCCUGGAAGCAUCAGCCAGCAGGUUCUCCAACAGCUCAGGGGGUGGAAUUGGUCAGAAAAUGAAGGAUGGUGGGACCUUAGCUGGGCAAGAAAGUGUCCCAGGAAGACCUUGUAAAGAUGGCCAGAUGAGUCAAGGAGAUACCAAGGAAGUGGGCAGGGGAACAGAAUGUGUUUACACACCACUGCCUAUUGACCCGGUGGAAGAACAAGCUCUGUACAGGAGCCUAGAGGAUGAGAUUUUGGCCAACAUCAAGGAGCUGGAGGAAGUCUCUGAAGGCAACCCCAUUUCUCGAGGGAGUCGGCUAGGAGGGUUUGGAGUGGACUGUUGCCAAGGAAGAGACGCCAUGGCCUUGACCUGUAAUGGGCCGAGGGUCUCCACACCCACCUGGUCCUCUUUGCCUAUCACCCCGAGAACCUCAGUCUCUGAGGGAAGUGUGCCUCGGAGCGGCGUCUAUGUCCCUGAGAGGGAGAUAAGGUGGCACCCCGCAGGACUACAUUACGACAGCGUUAUUCAAGAGCUCUCCAAGACACUGCACCGGGAGCACACAGGGACUGAGGGAAGUCCCCCCCAGUCAAGUCCAUCUCUGGUGAAUGGAAACCAGGCUGGAAAAACGUUCCUAGACAGAGAAGGUGCUGUUCCUGAGGAGAACUGUGUGGCCCCUGAAGCAGAAGGUAGAGAACCAUACCACACAGCUCGUGUGGAAGUCGACGGAAACGCCAGAGCCUCUCAAGCGAUGCCAAGCAGACCUCCUGAUUCUCCAGAGCACCCUCCAGCUCCCGAGGACACAAAACUACCUCAGAGUAAGCCGAGGCGAUCUCUGAAGAAACCGGAGCGGGUGCCCUCCAUUUAUAAGCUGAAGCUGCGCCCCAAAAUCCGGCCACGCAGAGACAACAGGCCCGAAAAGAGGCCUUCAAGGAUCCCCACUCCAAUCACAUACAGGCAUGCCCAAAGAGGAUCCAGCGUCAAGGCCCAGGCGAAGAAGGCCCACAGCGUCAAAUCCCAAAUCUGGAGUGGCCAGGCUGGCGUGAGGCAAAAUGGCUCGGGGGACACUGAGUCCAAAGACCAGGCUGCACUUUCUGACUACAGCCUUUCCGCCACACAAGACGGGGGUCCCGGGAGGAAAACAAGUGUGACAGAGGGGGAAACGGAGGCGUCAGGUGUGGAGGAAUCCUGGGUGUGACAUUUCCUUAAAGAUGCGAUUGCAGUCUCGGAAUUGCAAUUGCGGUCUUUUCUUGUGCCUAACCCCCAUCGCCAAGCUUUGUAUCGGGUGGUCUCAGUUUUGGGCCAGAAAAGUGAAUUAAUGAGAUUUGUACCAU
Molecule: messenger RNA, 4028 nt
Organism: Podarcis raffonei (Aeolian wall lizard)
Lineage: Eukaryota; Metazoa; Chordata; Lepidosauria; Squamata; Lacertidae
Gene: GAS2L2
Product: growth arrest specific 2 like 2
Exons: 6
Coding region: 941-3892 (983 amino acids)
Biological process (GO): protein localization to microtubule plus-end; regulation of microtubule polymerization or depolymerization; actin crosslink formation
Cellular component (GO): cytoplasm; stress fiber; actin filament
Molecular function (GO): cytoskeletal adaptor activity; microtubule binding; actin filament binding
Source: RefSeq, a predicted model, not a curated record